GCAACAUUUGCGGCAUUUUCCGUGGUGCGCUGGAGGCCCCUUUCGUCAAGGACGGUAAAGCCUUGACGAGAAAGAUGAACUACGAUGUUUGGUUCCGAGAUGCAAAGGGCAAUGUUUGCACCAUCCCUGGCAGAGCUUUAGCUCUCGUGCGAAACGUUGGCCACCACAUGUUCACAGAUGCGGUGCUGACGUCGGAUGGCAAGUUCGUCCCGGAAGGUUUUUUGGAUUGCUUGGUCACCACAGCGAGCGCCCUCCACGAUUUGCGUGGCACCUCGCGUCUUAUGAACAGCCGCGAAGGCUCAGUUUACAUCGUGAAGCCUAAGCAGCAUGGCCCAGAGGAGAUUGCGCUGACAAGCCGGCUGUUCGGCCGAGCGGAGGAAUUCUUCGGUCUGCGCCGCAACACCAUCAAGAUGGGCAUCAUGGACGAGGAGCGCCGAACCAGCGCCAACUUGCGCGAGUGCCUGCGGGCAGCGAUGGAGCGUGUGUUCUUCAUCAACACAGGCUUUUUGGAUCGAACGGGAGACGAGAUCCAUACAUGCAUGCUUGCUGGGCCGGUGGUGCGCAAGGGCGAUAUGAAGAAGCAGCUUCUUGGCUGCCAGUAA
Messenger RNA from Symbiodinium necroappetens, 602 nucleotides. Lineage: Eukaryota; Dinophyceae; Suessiales; Symbiodiniaceae. The record is from the annotation of a GenBank genome assembly.